Molecule: messenger RNA, 1134 nt
Organism: Dujonia railenensis
Lineage: Eukaryota; Fungi; Ascomycota; Pichiomycetes; Serinales; Debaryomycetaceae
Source: the annotation of a GenBank genome assembly
AUGGAAACCGUUUUAGUUGAAAUUGGAAGUAGGUAUGUUCGAAUAGGGCUUCUGGGUGAAUUUGCUCCGAGAUCAAAAUUCAUUUCGAUUCCCCAGACUAAAGCAAUAGGACAUUCCUACAUAAAUAAAAAAGCAUGCAUAGACGCUUUCCCUCUUGACUAUGAAAUACAUGAUAAGGCAUUGACUAUUGAACAACGAGAAUCUUUGACAUCUUCAUUGUUGAAUAUCCCUCUUCACAAGAAAGUUUCAAAAAUUUUCAGCAUGGACGAAGAUUCUUUGGCAUCGAGCCGAGAUUUUCAAAUCCAGAAUUCCGUACUGGAGCUUCUUGAGUCGUUGUUACUUAUACUGUCUCAAUGUAAAGCCAUCCUAAUUGAGCCAGUGUAUACAUCUAAUCGAGAAAAGAACCAAAUUGCUGAAAUUUUGUUGUCAAAAUUAAGAUUUAAGUCGAUUUGUUGGAUUCCGGAACCAAUCAUGGAAGUUGUAGGUGCUGGUGUAUCAGACAGUUUAGUAGUUCAUUUAGGAUGGCUGUCGGCAAUUGUAACAUCCGUUAUGGAUUUGCGUUUGAUAUCUUCAAGAGAUUUCCCAUCGAGCCAUAUGUCAGGUCUUGUAUUGCACUAUAAAAUAGUGGAAAGGCUUCUUGAUUUAGAGAAUGCAGCUUUGGAUCAGCUUCUUUGUUCCCCUUCCGGAUUUGAACUUGUAGAGAACUUCAUCCAGACAUCAUUGUUUGUAAGAAAAGAUAGGUCUCAGACAUCAUCUUUUGAAGAACACAGAUUCACAGAUUCCAUAGUGAUACCUAAAUCUAUAUGCUAUGAAGUUGUAGAAUCUCUUGUUACGAGCCUAAUCCCUGGAAUAAUAUCGUUCAUUGCAAAGACUAGCAUCGAUGUAAGAUCCCGAAUCCUUGAGAACAUAAUAAUAGCUGGAGGAUUAGCAAAUAUUCCGGGCUUAAAGUCAUAUGUGCUCACUCAAAUUAGAAAAGAGUGGAAAGCAGCCAACCUUGUGGUUUCUUUGGGUUCAUGGCCGGGCCUAUCCAUUUACUAUUCUUCCCUUGAAAGACAGGAAUUGAAAGAGUUGAGUAAGCAGGCUGAAUUAACAAGAGAGCAAUAUAAAUCAAUUGCAUCAGCAGCAAAACGCUAG